This is a messenger RNA of Kockovaella imperatae, 728 nucleotides long. RefSeq lists its product as hypothetical. The transcript is spliced from 11 exons. Lineage: Eukaryota; Fungi; Basidiomycota; Tremellomycetes; Tremellales; Cuniculitremaceae. Bases 1 to 648 code for a protein of 215 amino acids. The record is from RefSeq and is a predicted model, not a curated record.
AUGGCAUAUAAGACCGACAACCCACUCAAGAAAGCGCUGUACUGGCUCUGUCUCUUAUGGAUGAUCGUAGCCAUCGGAGCGCUCGUCAUGGUGAUCACCGUCUGGGUGAUGAUCAUCGCGCAGGAUCUCGACGUUUUCCACGAUACGAUGGGGUAUUACCUUGGGAACGAUAUCUUGAGGUAUCCUCCAGGAGAUCCAAACAAUGGCUAUGUCGACAACACCAAUAUUCCAAAGCAUCUAGGAGGAGCAGUCUUCGCCACGGUCUUUGGUAUCGCCAUGAUCAUCUUCUGUCUCUUUGCGCUUGCCGGUGACAUCUUCUGGCGCUUUCCUUACGCUAGGCAAUGGCUUGUGUGGACCGCUGCGUUGGGUUUACAGACGGCUGAUGAUCUGACGAAAUACGAAUACGUCUUUCUCUGGGCCAACGCACUCCUCAAGCUGUUCAUCGUCACGGCAACAGGAAGCAAAGCAUGGAGCGGUCUAAACCCUAAUCACCCAGACCUACGAACCCCAACAUUCGCACUUUACGCUACUUUCAUUCUCCUAGGAUCCAUCUUGGUGACAUUUGCCGUUGAAGCGACUCUCAUCAAGUGGCACAAGAAUGAAGAAUGGGCAGCGUCCGAAGCUGAAAAGGCCAAGGGUAAGAAGUAGGGUCAGAUGGUGAGAUCAAGCGUCAGAGUGUGUAGCGAGAGCAUGUCUUUUGUGAGAUCAUGCAUCGCAACGAGUCAGCU